Molecule: messenger RNA, 4149 nt
Organism: Ectocarpus siliculosus
Lineage: Eukaryota; Phaeophyceae; Ectocarpales; Ectocarpaceae
Source: the annotation of a GenBank genome assembly
AUGAUGCCAGGGUACUUUACAAUCGCUCCGAAUCAUGGCGACUUUCAACAAGCAUCGCCUGAACCGCAAGUAUCGGCAGGAUCGCCUGGAUCAACCAGCAGUUUGAAGGUAUCGUGGGAUACAGUCGCGGACCGGGCGGCUCCCAAGAUCCUCGGAUACGAGCUACAAUACGCCGUGGCCGGGCGUACUGGAGGCAGCGAUGACACCAUCGCAAGUUGGAAAUCUGCGGAGGGGAACACCCACGAUACCUGGGACAUCACCAUUCAAGUGGACGGAUUUGACAGGUCUAUUGGGAGGAAGCACAUGGUAGAAGACGGAUGGUUCACUCUUGCGUUAUCUCGGGCGUACCCCAAGCCUAGUUCACUGCCAGACCUGUGGUUGGAUACGGAGCCAAUCGGGUGGAACGAAACCUGGGUGGACAUGGAGGCCAAAGUUCAAAAGACCCUCAGAGAAUCUAGGCACCCCCAGUACUCCUCUUGGACGGCUGCCGUGGUGAGAUGCGACGAGACUGAAGAGCGGGGCGGCAAACAUUGGGCGGGAGGGUGUCGUUUCCUCGAGUACGGGGGCUUCACUUGGCACCUCCGGCUGUCCCCCCCACCCGGAGAUGCUUCAGCUACGCGUGAGGAUUUCCCGGUGGUGACAGUGACGAAAGAAACAAUCACGGCGAAAUGGAGUGGAGAUGGCGAUCAGGUUGUAUCUGAACGCUUCGGCGAUCAUUCUCAAUCUGGAGGAGAAGACAGUGCGCACGAAGAGGAUUUGGGACGAACAAACCUCAUCGAUCCUUUCUUUUGCCAAAGAGGAAGCUGCGAACGCAUGUUGGAGGGUCUAGCGGCGGCGACACCGUACCUCGUGAGGCUGAGGGCCUACAACCGGAAUGGCUUCGGUCCCUGGAUGUCAUCUACCACUGAUAUGUCUGUGGGAACGACGGGAGGAGGAGCUGCCGGGAUCAGCACAAAUACCGUACCGGUGACCCCAGCUCCCAAAGCUCCGAAGCUUUCAUCUUCAACCCCAACCAGCCUCACCGUGUUUGUGGACACGGCAAGCACGACCGGAGCGGCGGAGAUCGAGGCCUACGAGUUCGAAGUCCAGCGGCACGAGGAUGACGGCUACAGCGGGGACACCACGCGGUGGAUUCCGGUCUCAACACACGCCGACGACAACAGCGAUGCCGCAGUGCCGCUGACAACAGCAACGGAGCUGUCGCCGUCCAGCAGCUACCGCUUCAGGUACGAUGGCGGUCAAGUGGUCGUCAUGGGCACAGGCAGGGGGAGCCAGGAGGAGUGGCGAGCAACCGCGGAAGGGCUCGAGGCCUACUCCCAGCACCGAUUCCGGGUGCGAGCCGUCAACGCGGUCGGUGCCGGCGAGUGGUCCGCAGCUAGCGAUUGGGCCAGGACCAAAGGGGACCCCUCGACUACUGCCGGCGUCGACGGCUUCGAGGCGGAGGCGGUCGAUUCAGAUAUUCCGGCUUCUGUGCUGCUCUCGGUGAGCGGAGAAGGGCAAACCCCAGGCCACGCCAAAGAUUUCGACUAUUACCACGGCAUAGGGGUCGGCGGGAAGGUCUCCCUCGACGGCCAAGGGGGAGACGGGGGUCCGGGAGCGGCCGUCAUCGUGUCGAGGAUUCCGGGUGUCCCUUUACCGUCGCGGUCUUCGUUUUUCUUCACUGUGCUGGGAGGGGGUGGAGGAUUCUUGCAGGCUGAAGUGAAGGUGUCUCCGGGGGAGAUGCUUGAGGUCUUGGUCGGGGGUGGAGGUGGGGGAGCGCCCGGGGAAGCAGGAGGAGCAGGGGGCUUCAACGGGGGACAGCCAGGGGGUAGUGGGGGGAGCGGAGCCGCGGGGGGUGGGGGGUCAACCUCCGUGCUGCGAAGGGACGGGAAACGCCUAGUUGCAGCAGCCGGAGGCGGUGGCGGCGCGGGAAAUGCCGAAAACUGCUGCUCCGAGGGCGGCGCCGGCGGCGGGGUCAGGGGUACCGACGGAGGCAGCCCGGCCCUCGAUCAGAUGGUGGUCAACACGGGAGGGGGAGGGGAAUGCCAGAACGGAUGGUGUUCAGCAUCCGAGGCGGAUGCAGUGUCGUAUGAAGGCAUUGAGAAUUGGGUCACAACUGGGGGAAGCGGCGGAAGCACCGUCCAGGGAGGGCUCGGAGGCAAAUCGGACGUCUUCGACUGGGUGGACGGAGGUGGUGGGCGUCAAGGAGCAGUUUCAUCCCCUCGUAGCGGGGAGAGUUCAAUGCCAAUCGUCUUCAGGGGAACCGGCUCCCGCCCAGCCACGCCUGGCCGCUCCUUAACCGGGGGCAUAGGGGCAAACGGUGCGAGAGGGGGCGGAGGCGGCGGGGGCGGUUUCUACGGUGGCGGAGGGGGCGGAUCCGGACAGCAGGGGGCGGGGGGCGGGGGUGGAUCUUCUCACGCUGACACCGGUGCGCUGGCCUUGGACCACAGGACCAACGAGUGGGGGUCGGGGGGAGAGGACGGCGUGAGGGUCGUGGAGGUUGGGGAGAGUUGGGUCGAGGUGGAAUGGCGGGCGGUGGUGGGCGCCGUCGCUGGAGAGCAGCCAAUGUUUUACGAGAUUGGGGACAGGAACUCCAUCAGCCGUGGUCCGCUUCUCAACGAGUGCACUCCCCGUCAACGAAUGGGAAUGGAUCAUCCCACGCCCCUCUUGGCCGGAGCGACAUGGGCGCGGACUCACGGGUCCCGAACUCGGGAGGACUGGUUCAUGGGACACGGAUCUGGCGUCUAUGGAGGCAGAGGGGGGCGGAUUAUCGAAUCCCCCGACAGAGAUGAGGCAGGAGCUUCCCUCGCCAAGAUCGGGUCACACGAUGGUGGUCAUCGCCGGAAAGUGGGUUCUACCGCCCUUGGAGAUACCGCGGGAGGGGCAAACACCGACGAUUGCAUGGGGGGCGACUCUUUCAGCGCCGAGCUGUGGGAAUUCAACCCGUCAACAAGCGUGUGGACGGAAGUCCUGGUCAAUGUCGACGGAAAUGCCCCCCCGGCGCGUGACGGACAUACCGCUAGCGUAGUCGGCUCGAAAAUGGUUGUCUUCGGUGGUAGAGGAAAUGGAUCCGACUCCGAUGCUCAAGCCGGGAGGGGGUCGAACACCGCCUUGCUUGAAGACGAGUGGGCAAUCGAUCUCGACCUAAGCCAGCUCAUCACCAUCUCCACCAACUUUUCCACGAACAUCCGUGAGGGCGGCCAGAUCUUCAUCCCUCUCGUCGUGGAGCAGACAGAAGCGCAGCGGGCCGAAGCAGACGUGGACAUGUGCGUCACUGACUUGUCAGUUGCCGUAGAGAUCGAUCACGACUGCAUCCAACAGCUUCAGCUGACGCUCUACGGCCCCGGACCACCCCCGGGAGACACGAGCCCGCUUGGAGACGUGUCGAGAGCUGAGCCGGCCGUGCUAGUCCUUGGCGGUGGCAUCUCAGACUGUGCGUCCGACGUCGACCUGUUUGGGGAUGGAAACGACGGCGCGGCUGGCGACGCUUCCUAUGGAGGGUGCGUGGAUGGAAUGGACGUGUCCUUCGAAGAUUCUGCGGAGAGCGGCGUGUGGGAGGGCUGCAACAACAGGAGCCCGCUCAGGGGGACAUUCAAGGCCGCAGAUCGGUUGUUGGUUGGUCGGUUCCUCCGCAUGCCGGCCGAAGGGGAAUGGACUCUUGGCGUGCUUGACAACGCGGUCGACGGAAGCAACGGGACCGUGACCCGCUGGUCUCUCGACGUCGAGAUUCGCCCGUGCGAUUGGCGAUCGGCACUCCGGUGGAUCAACGUUUCCGGCGAUGCGAGGCCUCCCGCACGGGCAAGGCACACAGCGGCCGUCGUCGACGGAGGCCGUUUCGUCUCGGGAGGCACGGGGAGUUUCGGGGCGCUGUCGGACCUCUGGCGACGCGGAGAGGCCUCUUCAGAGUGGAUGAUCCUCGCUGAAGGCCCCGGUGUUCCCUUGGCAUCCACUGGCCCUUACAACCCUCACGGGGCGAGCAUCAUGGUGUCUCCCUGGGGGAUGCUUUCGAUCGGGGGCAUGCUGCCGGGACGUGGGGUGGAGUCAGCGACGGGCGUGUGGGUUUUGGACCCCGUGUCCAAACGUUGGCACUCCGUUGAUGGCGAUGGCGGGGUCGACGCGUCGUCGCCGGUGGGCAGGCAAGACGACAAUCCGCCUUUUCUUUUCUGUUGA